AUUUACACGUUACCACAACAACCAUGAAUGCGCACGCUUUUCACAAUUAUGAUGUCAUGCCAUUGACAGGGCAGUCAGCUGGCCACAUUUAUGUGUAAUUCAUUGGUGGUGGUCUUGUGUAUAUGUUUGUGGAAUCUGCGUGUUAUCAACGUAAACCACAGUGUGUAUUGGAUACUUGUUCUGCUCUGCUUCCUCCAGGCAAACAGGUGAACUAUUGUUUUGAUUCAAGACUGUGCGUGGAGUCUCACGGGGGUAUGUGCAAGGCUGUAUCAGGAGGCACUGGCUAAUGACUGUUCAAUAUGGUUUCUAUCAUUGAUCGGUUCGUGGCAUUUAAGACAAGCAGGUUCCAAGGUUGCACAAUCGUCAUUGGAAAUUAGGCAAUCAUCUCUCCUUAUCAAGAAGACAUCCAACUCACGACACAGCAAUCUCCACCGAUCUGGGAGCUGCGUAUGCAAAGUUGAAACCCACGCCUUCUAAUGAGUGAGAGGCGGAACUAAACUUCAUAUUCAGAAAAGUUACAUGCCGUGAAGUUAUAUCUGACAAGGGCGCUUCAUCCUAGGACAGGACCUUUCAAUCUGACAGCCUACUGCAAAAACGUACGUUUGUUAAAAAGUUGUCGUUGGUGCUGAGAGACUGGAAGAACGGUGAGGUAAAAACUAACCUGUUCACUUUGCCAUAUCAGGAAGUUGGAAACCCCAGCUGCUCGACAUAUAAAAUCAUUUAAAACUAGCAUCUGGGAGCCCUACGUCUCCCAGUGAGCCUGACGAAGCAAACGAGCGUGGAGUAAAUCCAUAAGUGUGUAAACAAUCCCUCUACCCUCUCGCCAAAGGCCCUCACAGUGGAUAACAUGGAACCGCGGGGUGAGGCUCUGCUAUCCAAGCUCCGAGAGCAGUGCCUCAGUAUUAAGGGAUGUGGGGGAAUCAAACAACUUUCCAGCUUCUUCCGAAAGAUGGACGCAGACUUUUCAAAGAAAAUAUGUUUCAAGGAAUUCGCAGACGGUGUCAAACGGUACGGACUAUAUAUGGGCGAGUCAGAUUUGCAACUUCUAUUCAAACUAUUCGACCGCGAUGGGAACGGUUCAAUUGACUUUCACGAGUUUGUGAACCAGUUAAGAACCCCCAUGACGGAGCCACGUGUAAGCGUCAUCAAUGAAGCGUUUGACAAGCUAGAUGUCAACCAAGACGGUGUAUUGAAGUUGGACGAUCUCAGAGUUGUUUAUGCUGCUAACGCACGAAGGCAUCCGAAGUAUUUAUCAGGGGAGUGGACAGAAGAUGAGACGCUCCAGAACUUCCUAGAUUCCAUAGACACACCUGGCUCUCCAGACGGCAAGGUCACUAGGGACGAAUGGAUAAACUACUAUUCCGGCGUCAGUGCCACGAUAGAAGACGACUGUUACUUCGACCUGCUCAUGAGGGCGUGCUACAAUCUACCUCCAAAAGGAAGCGGGAAAUUUUAAAUUCUUGCACCAUAUUUCGACUUCGAUGUUUUAUUAAAACCAUUUUCUGAUUUGAGAAAUUUGUUGAGCCCAUGUUGAAUGGAAUGAAGCUGAAGCAGGAAUGAACGAAACAAACAAACUCAUCAUUCAUGUUUCAUAUUAGCUAAAAUAAGCAAUCAGAUGAAGCUAAUUAAGUAUUCGCGCAAUCUUCAUUUUUCUAAUGUUAUGCUUCGACCCGAAGGACUUUACUGAUAACUAGAAUAACGACAAGAAUUUAUUAAUCACCAAUGAAUGGCGUCGAAGUCAAACCGGUUGCUGCGUGAGUUGGACUUAACGCCGCCGUUAACAAUGUUUCAGUUAAAUCACGGCUUUAUUUCGGGGGUUAACCCCCAAGAGACUAUUUGUAGACGCUUGCCACUUAGGCGAGAUCCAACGGCUGUAGAUAUUAUGCAGAUAAACCAAUACCGUAAUCGACAUAAUAAGCGCCCAGGGCGCUCUUAUUAUAAUAAGAUUUUGGUGUUGAAAGAUCGUAAAUUUCGUGGUUUAUGCUGACAGCCUGAAAUGUUUAUAUACGACAGAUAUAUUUUUCCAGAAUGUAAUUUCCCAUAACUAUGGAUGUAUAUAACACACGUAUUAUACACGAAUAAAUAAGUCUUGUGUACAUUGAUCAAUCGGAAGGGGUGCUAGUUGGGAUUGUUCACAAGCCAAUAUAUUGGCAGAUAUCGCCGUGGGGGCUUAUUAGAGCGGGUAGCUUAUUACGUCGAAAACGGUUAUUAUAUCUGGGAGACGCUGGGAUGCGAAACAAGAGCAAUGGAUUCCGACAACUAGGGAGCAACAAUUUGAUUUGAGGGGAGGUGUUUGUGUGUGUGCGUGUGUGUGUGAGAGAUCCGAAUUUGUGAGGAGAUCAAUUAUUAUUACUAACAUAAUAAGGUACUCUAUUUUUGAAUUUUAUUAAAAAACUAAAAAAUAACAAACUUUAUUUUGGGACACUUUCAUAUAGCCUGCGAGAAAAGGGCACAUUAUCGAGGUAUACGUACAGAAUUUUCAGAAAAAACAGGGGCUUGAUUAUGUUUUUAGAAAGAAAUCCCGCCCCCAACCCCUGAAGUCAAAUGGUUGCGUCCUUAGAACACAUUGUCAUGACCACCGGUAUUCCUGCGAAGGCUGAUGGGAUCAUUAUAUGCAUGAAGUGAUAAAACCAAAGAACAUGUGCAUACGCGGAAGCAUUCACUUUUGAAAAUGCUGACUGAAUGAAAUUCUGGAAUGGGGCUAAUGCAAAACUAAUCAAAGCCAGUAAUAUAAAUGCCUUGCUUUGGCAAAAGCCAUUUAGCGUCAAAUGCACGAGACAGUAACAUGCUAAAGCCAUUUUGAAUAAGUUCACAGAUGACAUUCAAAUUUAAACGAAUUGCGUUCACUCACCCUUAAGUAUGUAUUUGAUGAUGAAAUAAAGCUUUGGAAAUCAUUUAAAAAUCAAUAAACAGAUGUUUGUACGACGAAGAACCAUACUUCACUAGAAACACACUAAAUGCUACUCAAAACAUUUACAAGCCAAACCCUUAUGUAUGUAUAUCCAUAAAGUUGGUGAGAUUUUACAACUUCCACAGUAAUAGUAAUAAUUAUCCCUAGCAAACACACAACAAACGUAUUAAAACAUAAAGAUGUGAUUCAGCAAUCACGAAUAAUUGAUCUUCGUUUUUCUUGCUACUUAUUUAUGUAUGCAUUGUGAUAUUUUGCCCUAGAUAAAUUCUGUAUCAGUGCAAACCGUAAAUCCUUGAUUAAACGCCUUUUUAAAGGCGUUGGUGGCGUAUUCUUGCUGAAACAUUGAAACUUUAUUGACGGCAAGCAUUAAUUGAAGGAUUUACGGUAUUUGUUUACACCGACUAUUUAAUCUUUUAUCAUGUUUUCCCUCUUAGCUUCUCUAAGUAUUUGAUGAUGCUUAUUCAAAAGAAAUGAUUUAUCUACGGCAUAUGACAUGUUUUUUUACAGAUUUAUACGAGACAAAUUUAGAACACUUCUUAACAAAACCAUAUACCUUUUCGGUAAUUACAAUUGACAAAAAGAUCACAUUAUCCAAAAAAACUAUUUAUUGAAGAAAGUUUAAAUAUUUAGAGUAUUUCAAAUAUAUGUAUGUUGUCACAUUGUUUACUUCAGUUUGAUUACUUUCUUUUAGUUGUAUGCAUGCAAACGCAAAGGCAAAAGAGACGUCUUUUAACAAACCUAUGUGCUGAUAAAUAGAGAAUCUCACCCGAGUGUAUUUUGAUAUCAAAAGACACGAGGGUGAUAGGUAUCACCUAACAUCAUUCUUCCAACAUUUUCAGUUUGAAGACAGUAAUAAGCAGUGUCUUAGUUGUAAAAAAUACUGCUAACAGCUCCAGUCGCAGUCAUUAGUGAUGUCAUUUGUUUGUGACGUCAUGCUAACCAAUGACGUCACAAUGGUCUGGAAAGCAUUGUGAUGCAAUUUCAUUGCAGCGAUAUCUACAAUGUAGAUAUCGCUUGAUCUCACCCUGGCGAUAUCUCCCGUGGGAGCCAAUUUUUGAUGAUAAAAUUUGGUAAAAAAAACCCUUUUGACAUGAAUUGUAAAUCAAAAAUAUUUUAAAAUCUCUUCUAUGCCAAACAGUAUUUCGUUAAAGCGUUUUUGUGAGCCACUGAUUUUGUCGAUGUCGUGUGUUACUGGACGUAUUGUGCAUUACGAUUAUAUAGUUCAUAAUCGUAAAUACGCAAUGAACAGAAGACGUUAAUUCAACGGUAUUGACUCUUAAAUUCUCCUGGAAGGCGUACCUUUCCUUGGCACUAAUCGAUGUCCAUGUAUGUAUUGCACCUAUUAUUGUAGACAGGUUAAAACUGUUAUGGGUAUACACAAGUUGUACAUUGCCAUUGAUUGGAACCUGCUCCAGACAGUGAAAAGUCUGCGGCGACAUACGGGUUGUCAUUUGCAGGAUAUUGUCGUCAUGCAAAGACUGAUACUUCAAGUGCGAAUCCACUGCACGUUUUCCAGCAUUGUACGGGAAGUAGACGUAUGUAAUUUAGGUAAAGGUUGUUGCCUUUAUCGCAUAUUGGUAUGUCGUGAUACAAAAUAACCAAAAUAACGAAACACCAGCUCAUAUGAACAACUGGUGCUGCUUCUUCUGGAGAUAGGCAAGAAAGGAAACGUUCAGAUAUUUAAGAGAACAAACACAUUGUUUUUUAACAUGCUCAUGUUACUGACUGGAAUCAUUGUUGUGGAACAUCUGGAAAUAGCAAUAACUUGCAUUUGCCCCUGUUACAAAAGUAUAUUGCAGGUCAACAUAUUCAUGAUUGUUGUUCUGUAUUGUCACUUAUUUGUUUACAUUCCAUACGUCUAAACCUUAUUCCGCGCGUGUAAUCCUCAUUUCACAGUUUGAUAUGUUCAUAUAGUUUCAUAUCAGAUAAUGUUAAUUGUAAAAAAUAAUAAUAAAAGUCACAAAGGUCACAUGUUGUUACAAUAUACUCUCUUAAUAUGUUUAUUAUUUCAUUUUCACUGCAUUUGAUAUAGACAUAUAAACACCUACUAAUGGUUAUACAUUUAAGCCAUGCGAGUUUAUCUGUGCUGUGUUACCUUUAAUGAACAUGAACCGGUUUUUAUAAGCACAAUUGGUAUAUUUACCGGUUCAUAUUAGUGCUCCAAGACAUAAUAGCUCGAGCAGAACGUGUUAGAACACAAGUAUGAAUUAUCAAACACUGAUUCAUCAUGAUCAUGAUGCGCAUUGAAACAUACUUAAAUGAAACCAAGGAUAAUUUUUAAGAACCCAAUAUUGCCAAAGAAUUGCAAAGUCAAUCCCUGCAAAUAGUUCUUCUUAAAUACAAAAGAUCAAUGGAACUUUAACACGUCAUGCUAUGUUGGCAUCUGUGUAUCUACGGUUCACAACGCAUCUUUGAAACUGGACUGUUAAGAAUCGAGGUUUUCACUUUUCUUGCCCAAUCUCGAACUUACACUGAACUGUGCCAAUACAUGUCCAUACUAGUUUACGUUAUAAGGAACGUUCUUUCUUGUAGGUUAAAAGAUAGAUGGUAUGUUGUAACAUGCUUCAACGUCGAAACAAAGAAGUGCCGUCAAUAUGUGCUAAUGAUAUGAUGUGAGAUAUACCAAAUGUACUAUAUACGCCUUCUGAAGUCAAUAACUAUAGAAUGUGAUAGAGCCAUUAUAAUUCGACUUAUGCAUCAUAUUUUUGCAUAUUAUUGUUUCUAUUUUCUUUACAUUUACACUUGUCUUGUAGCACUUGCAAAUACAAUAAAGAGCAGAUAUGAAUCGUAA
Haliotis rufescens (red abalone) is the source of this 5702-nucleotide messenger RNA. RefSeq names its product calcyphosin-like protein. The record is from RefSeq and is a predicted model, not a curated record. NCBI's taxonomy places the organism in Eukaryota, Metazoa, Mollusca, Gastropoda, Lepetellida, Haliotidae. Bases 848 to 1456 code for a protein of 202 amino acids. The transcript is spliced from 2 exons. Gene Ontology annotation, molecular function: calcium ion binding.